AGAAGCAGAUCUCCCGUUUACUUCCAGCGUGGAUGGUUCACAAAUAAUUUUAUUUUUGUUUUGGAAAACACUGUCUGUUAUGAGGCCGUUAUCCCGCGACCUUUAGCCUCUGACCCGUUCUGACCCGCUCCUCUCAGAGCGGUAAAGAUGGCGGCCUCCAUGCAGCUCAUCUGCAGGGCUCUGAGCAGACUUUCUCCUUCAGUGUCGCGUUCGUCCCGCCAGUGCACGUCCGUCUUCCAGACGCUGGAUCUGAGGACCCGGCCGGGUCUGUGUGCCGCCCCACAUCCCGCUCCACAUCCCGCCCAGGCUUACUGCACAGCGGCGGCUCCCGGUCCGGACGCUCCCGGCCCGGACCUGGACUCCCGGAGCCGUUAUGCGGAGAAACCCUGGGAGUAUUUAGACAGUGAAGAGUAUGAGGAGAAGUAUGGAAGCGACCCCGUGUGGACAGGCUACAGGAGGAACCACAAAGGGGGCAUCCCCCCCCAGAAGACCCGCAAGACCUGCAUUAGAGGAGACAAGAUCUGUGGGAACCCCUGCCCCAUCUGCCGGGACCCCCACAUCAGAGUGCACCCCCAGAACGUCAAGCUGCUGCAGCAGUUCAUCAGUCCUCACAGCGGGGUCCUCUACGAUCCCACCAGGACAGGUGUGUGCAUGAAGCAGCAGAAGAAGCUGAACGAGGCCAUCAGCACAGCCAGAGACCACGGUCUGCUGCCGUUCCAGAUCCCGUACGUGGACUUCACCGCAGAGGACUACUCCAACUCCCACCAGGCGGUGGGCUGCACCCCUCCCCCCCCCUCCCCCGGGGACUCCUGGUAUCACUGGUACCAGGAAAUGACGCCGGACGCCGGCGCCGUGGCCAAAGUGAAGAAGAUCUACAGGGACUACUUGAAGUGACGCGACGGUUCAAACCGCUGUAGAAAAUAAACUGCUCAAUAAAGCUCUGGA
Salarias fasciatus (jewelled blenny) is the source of this 945-nucleotide messenger RNA. RefSeq names its product mitochondrial ribosomal protein S18B (gene mrps18b). The transcript is spliced from 7 exons. The coding region runs from base 148 to 894 and encodes 248 amino acids. The record is from RefSeq and is a predicted model, not a curated record. NCBI's taxonomy places the organism in Eukaryota, Metazoa, Chordata, Actinopteri, Blenniiformes, Blenniidae. Gene Ontology annotation, biological process: mitochondrial translation. Gene Ontology annotation, molecular function: structural constituent of ribosome. Gene Ontology annotation, cellular component: ribosome; mitochondrion.